Molecule: messenger RNA, 1041 nt
Organism: Truncatella angustata
Lineage: Eukaryota; Fungi; Ascomycota; Sordariomycetes; Amphisphaeriales; Sporocadaceae
Product: amidohydrolase family protein
Exons: 2
Coding region: 1-1041 (346 amino acids)
Molecular function (GO): hydrolase activity
Source: RefSeq, a predicted model, not a curated record
AUGGCUUCAGACAUUCCGAUCAUAGAUUCGCAUAUCCACCUCUUCCCGGAAUCAGAACUGGAGACCUUGGCCUGGUGCACUCCUGAUAGCCCGCUGGCAAAGCAGCACUCUCUAGAAGAAUACAAGGCCGCAGUUUCGUCUUCUCCCGGACCUGUCAAAGGUUUCAUCUUCGUGGAAACAGACCGCAAAAAUGAUCUCGAAGCUGGGAUCAAGGAUGGCAGCGGCUGGAAGUAUCCCUUGAUGGAGGUCGACUGGCUGAGGCGCAUUGCACUAGGUCAACCCAAAGAUGGAGAGGGACAUACCGAGGAAGAUGCAAACCUAUGUGCGGCCUACAUUCCCUGGGCGCCGCUUCCGAGUGGACCCCAGGCCUUGGAGAAGUAUAUCGAAUUGGUGCAGAAGGAGGCUGGGGCUAGCUGGAAGAAGGUCAGGGGCUUCAGAUACCUGUUGCAGGAUAAGCCUGACAAGACAUGCUUGACCGACGAGUUCAUCGGGAGCUUAAAACUCCUCGGGAGGAAAGGCCUGGUGUUCGACGUCGGUGUCAACCAGCACGACCGUGGCAGGAUUCAAUUAGAAGAGACGGUGGAGAUGAUCGAUCGAGCACAUGAGAAUGUACCAGAAGAUGAAAAAGUCGUUUUCAUUCUCAAUCACUUGUGCAAGCCGGAUCUCACUGUCUAUAAUGUCCUAACGGACACAUCAUACAUUGCAUGGCGUACGGCGAUGUUCACUCUGAGCAAAAGUCCAAAGGUCUACAUGAAGCUUUCUGGAGGUUUCCCUGAGAUGACUGACUCCCUGAAGAAGAGACCAGCAGAAGAAAUCUUUGAGGCAGUUAGCCCUUGGUUGAGUGUUGUCCUGGCUGCUUUUGGUCCCUCGCGCAUUAUGUUCGCAAGCGACUGGCCAGUUUGCACAGUCGGAGUUGAUGAGGCAUGGAGUAAAUGGCAGAAGCUCGUCGAGAGACUUUGUUACAUGGCUUCGCUGAGUGACGAAGACAAGACGAUGAUCUGGGGAGGAACUGCUGUUGAAGCGUACGGCCUAGAGCUUUAG